Messenger RNA from Pocillopora meandrina, 11767 nucleotides. NCBI's taxonomy places the organism in Eukaryota, Metazoa, Cnidaria, Anthozoa, Scleractinia, Pocilloporidae. The record is from the annotation of a GenBank genome assembly.
AAAUUCGCCCCAGGGGUACAAAAAUCUCAUUCAACCGGAAACACAAGAGUACUUGAAAUCUGUUGUAUUUUUGACAUGAUUGAUAGAGGUGUGGCCUUUGUCACUUGAAAUUAUUGAAAUUUCACACAAAAUUCAACUGAAGUCAACAUACCGAGACCAGUGAAAUACUAAGCCAAUCAGAAUUCACUCACAAAGGAAUUUGUGUCGUUGUUUGGCUGUGCUUAACGCAGAAUCACUUAGAGAAUUGGAAUAUCGACUUUUUCGGACAAAAUUUCCCCUUUAUCUCUCUAUACAUCUUCAUGAAAGCAAGGCAUCUGUCACGGUAACAUCAAAUAGAAAACUAGACGCAUAUUUGCGUUCACCCGGGCUCUCUGUUGGAAAUAAACUUUGUUUUUGUGCUUGCAUUCGCCUAAGUUCUUUUUAAUGCAAUUAUUACUUUAACCUGUAACUGUUUUUCUCGUUAUGCCACAGAUGCAGGGUUCUCACAUAUGUAUACAGAGCUGAAAACAGUAUUUGUUAUGUUGUGUAAAGACCCUUUUCUGGGGUGGGGUGGGGGCGGUGGUGCCAUGUAUAAUUGGCUACUAUUUCAAUACUUAUUACUAGACACAAUUUUGAUUUUUUUCUUUUUUCGAGUAUUGACUUGAUUAAAUUUUGUUUUGCAGGAUAGGGGUUGUAGUGGGGUAAGUCUUUUGCCAAACAAGCUGUCUUCUUAUGUUUUCUUUUUCUUGGUUAACAAAAGUUUCAGGCUGAGAUAGCUUUUAAUUAUGAACAGCCCAAGUGCAAGGGUGAUAACUCUUAACCAAAAGAAAACAAAAAGUCUCUACCAAAGGUUAUCACAGAUGUACUAUUAAUUUUAUGGGAUUGUUAGAAUGUUUCUCAUGGAUGUCUGAAAUAUACUUAGGCAUAUUUUGUACGAUUACCUCCCAAUUUUUUUGUUUCCAUUUGAAGAUACUAGGCUAGUUUACUUUAGUUAAUAUAUUUUGGUUUAUUGGCGAGUGUGGUUUCACUAAACCUGGUGAUUACUACGUAACUUUUAGUGUUUAGAGUAAUCUUCAUUUUCCGUAAAAGAAUAGGGUCAUUAAUAGUUAAUGGUGUACUGUGAAUUUAUUGCUUUCCUUUGUUCUUUAUCAAAUACUACAAACUAAAUAGUCAUUUCUUUAGUUCAUGGGCAAACGAAUAUCACUCUAAAAGAUGUAAAGAAACAAAAGGUGACAAGGCAUUUAGCAUCUAAUAUCAUUAAUGUAAUUCAUCAGCAGCACCCAGGCCUAUUGAAAUCACUCUAAUCAAAACCACUAUUUUCAUUUGCCCUUGAAUGAAAAGUGACGAUUUAGUUUGUAGCAGUUGAUAAUGAACAAAAAAUUCAGAGUCUAAUAAUUGCAGUAACUGCAAAUUUUCAUUUGCAUAUGAAAAUGUUUUCAUUCUGUAUAUAUGCAGUGAGGAAAAAGACACAGUAAGAUUAUAAUAGUUUUAAUAUAGCAAUUUCUUGGUGAACAGUACCAGAGUAGCUUUCACUGUAUUCCGGUUGAUAAUCAGUAUUAAACACAUUUAACCCUUUAACUCCCAAGAUCUGAUUAUUAAUUCUCCCCUCUAGCUGCUAGACAUUUCCUUGUAAAUUAGUUAUGAGAACUUAGUGCUAGAUCAAGAUAGCAGCUUCUACCCGAUAAGUUUGAAUAUUCUCAUUACCUGUUAGCUGAAGAAUGUAUGGAUAUUUUAGGGAGAAGUUUUAUGUUAAUCACUUUGGGAGCUAAAGUGUUAAUGCUGUUGGUAAUUCUGGCUGUAUUAAAUAGGCCUGUCUGGCUAAUCGUGACAAACUUGAAAACAGCUGAUCUCCAAUAUUCAUUAUUUGUAUAAGAUCAUUUGCAGAUCUGAUCCCUCGUGUGUUAUUGUAAAUCAAAGAACACAAACUCAUUGCAACACCUUUCUGUCCUGCAUUCUAUCUAAAUACUAACUCGUUACCUUGAUUAUAUGGAGCUACUAUUGUUUUGUUAGGGUUAACAUAUGUUGACUACUAUCUACUUAAAGGGAUACUCUCUAGCCUGUAAUGACUUUUUGAGAAAAGACGGAUAAUAACUUAAAUAAAACAGAUAUUUUGAAAAAAAAGGUAAAUCUUCUCUAGUUUUCGUUAAAUUAGAAACUUUCCUUAACGCGCGGUCCGAGUGUAGGAGCUGAGCCUACAAACGGAAGUGACGUAGAAGUGAGAACUCAUUCAACUUCCGUUAACAAGAGCACCGGGACUUCUUCAGAAUCGGAAACGCGCUACAAAAAUACAAUAAUGUCGCAACGAUGUGUGGCCGGUGGAUGUUCCAAUACACGUAGCGAUGGAGUAAGCCUUCAUAAGUGGCCUGAAGAUCCUCAUUUCGCCAGUUUAUGGACGAGAGCCGUGAAAAAUACGCGAUCCGAUUUUGUGAACCCAAUAAACACUAGCCGUCUGUGCAGCAUUCACUUCGCUACCGAUUCUUUUGAGUAACAGUCAGUUCUAGCGAAAUCUAUGGGUUUAAAGAUGAAAGCCCUUCUAAAAUACAAUGCCGUUCCCUCAAUGUUUGAUACUAAUCCGCCUGUAAAAAAGAAACAAAGGCUCGCGGAAGAAAAAACCUUUUAUCUUCACAAGUUGAUGAGACUAGCGCGGGAUCAUCAAAACAAAAUCGACAACAAUUGCGAGGAGCAUACAGAAAACAGGAAGCUGCAAGGGUAUGUAUUAAAAGAAAUAUAAACCUGUCUUCAUUGAUUGAACCCAGGGUGCUGUGUGGUGGCUCGGCCAGUCCUUCUGAUUCGAUUGCUUCAUUAUUUUUGGCAACAACACAGUCGAUUUCGCGACAGCAAACACAUUCGAGAACUCGAUUCAGUCCCUGAAAAUUUCCACACCGACUCCUAAAAUUUCGAACAUCAGCUUCAAUAGUACAGCUAAAGAGGUAAAGGUAUGAGGAAUUACGCAAGCUUAAGAAUCGAUAAGAAAAAUGUGAUAUACACUGCUAAUGUGAGAGAAUAGCUUUAUUGUGUCAACAACAAAUGCCGCUCUAUUCAAGUUGAAGUCCUGCAUUUUUUAGGCUAAAAACUGCUACAUGUCUCAAAUCUAAUGAUCACUUCACUUUGUGAAGUGACAAACGAAGGAUUUCGCCAAAAGGCGAAAAUUGUAACUCACUGAAAUCGCUUACCAGUCUGUGUUUCGUAAUCGCUCGAAUGGAUCGGCCUCAUCUGAUUCAUUCGAGGAGUCAGAACUAGCCUCACUGUUAUAAGGCUCAAACAAAUAUAGUUGCGUUGCUUAAGCGUCUGCACUCUCGAUCAUCGAAGAUGAACUCGAAGAAGAAAAACUCGAAUCAUUAGAGUCGAACUUCUUUACGAUCGCUUAAAUGUUUUUCAGUUCUCCUUUUACGUCAUGGAUCACAUGUUUAAAAAAGAGCCAGUUCAACUUCCUGUCCUCGAAUUGAGUGAAUUUUGCGCUUUUACACCUAGGAUUUUAACCGAAUGAGAGGUUUUAAGGAACUUUUUCUUCUUUCAGUAGUUAUUUUGACAAAAGAUAUACAUUUUAACUAAAUGGUAAAAUUUGGUGGGGAGUAUCCCUUUAAUUUAUAGUUGCAAUAAUUUGCUACAUUCAGCCUCAUUCUUGUAAGAACACAUCUGUUUGUUUCAAGUAAACAAUGUUAAAUAUCGACUGACACGAUAUUUUACCUUUCUUAUACUUUGACGAAUUCUUUCACGACAGUUAAAAUUAAAAGUCCUUUCAUUUAAUUAUUUUUGGCAUUAACAUAACAGUACAAUGUAGAUGACAUGGGGAUACAUGAGAGAAUACGGGCAUAGACAAAUUUUCUAACCUUUCUGCUCUUGUUCCUUAACCUGUUCAAACUUCGUAUUGGUAUUCUGCUUGGUUCACGAUCACGUCUAAAUACACGAUGAGAUUUGCGUCUAUGCUUCUCUCGAUUAACAUUAGAUAGCUCAGUUGAUAUCGCAUGUUUCUCAAUGAAAGGUUCACUCAUAAAUGUUCGCUAAUAAAGAGAUCUCUCACAAGUUUCACGGACCAAUCUGUUCAGAAAACGCUCGACAUCUUUUAGUGUGGCUCUACCGCGAACGAUGUGUGCAUAUUUUGUAUGCGUUUUGAGCGUAUUAUACACAGUGUCUGUGCCCAUUUUGCUCCGCGAAAGCUUCUCAUCGUCUGCCAUUACACUAUAUCAUGUGCUCAUUAGUCAAAACGUCACGCAUGCGUCAGAGUCAAAAGGUUGUGCAUGCGUGACGAGGACUUGACUGCGAUUUGCGACCUAACGAAAAAAAAGCGUUUCUGGAAUUUCAACUCGGGCGUUUCCUUUGGAAUGCCCCAAUAAUAAUUCGCUAUUUGGCACUACGUCAGUAUUGUGCCAUCAGAUUGACAACAAGCAAAUGAAUUGUCUGCCUGGUUUAUCUUGGGGCUGAAGGCCACCGAAAGAUCAUCUAACCUAGAAAAGCACUUAUCUCCGUAGUUAUCCGGCAAUCGUUGGAUCGAUUGGCGAAUUUCUAGGGUAAAGAGUAAGUUAAUUCGUAAAGGAAGGCUUUGGUCGAUGUGAGGAUGCAGGCAAAGCGGUGUUGGUCGAUAUUGUUGGUCAACUUUAUAAUCUAUACGCAGACUGCUCAACCCGGUAAGUAGAUAUCUAAAUACUUCAUUGUUUCAUAACAUUUACAUUUAGAUAUUUUUAAUAAAAAUAUUCAACGAAUGCUAACUUUAAACAGAGGUUUGUAGGAUUUUGACACCGUUUUCGCUCUUUUUGAGAAAAGACGCUCGUAUACUGCUCGUAGGCAAUCUUAUAUAAUACCACCGAUCGCAAUGGACGCAGCCACGCGUUAUUAAAACAUCUAAAACUCAACGGGUGUUGGGCUCGAACGUUUGUCAACGGGCUUUCUACUAGUUUGUCUUCUACCCGGGAAUUUGGAACUUAUUAAAAGUUCUCGGUAGAUCCUCGCCAGGCGGUGCAGCCUUAUCGAAAAUGCGAAAGUUUGCUAUCGAUCAAUUGACAAGUUGUUACCCUCCCACUCUCAAAAGUGGCUCUCGAAAGUUAGAUUUGGAGAAAAAUUUCUUUUUCUGGAUCCUGUAGAAAUAUAUGGAACCACUCAAAAAGUACCUGAAAGAAGUUUCUCUCGUAGGAUCUAAGAUUAUACGCAGAAAUGCACAAAAAGUAAUGUUGAGGAGAAUUUUGUAUCCUGAAUCACAACGUUCGAGCUAACUUACUCUCAUUAAAUAGGCCCGGGUCGCACUAGGGACGUUUUGAUCAAUAUUCCGUCAAAAAAGGAUUAAUGUCUGUCAUUACAACGCGUUUUCUUAUGCGACCGGUGUUUCAAAAAUUUCUAAAAUUUCGGAAAGUCAGCAGAAACUUCAAAGACUGAACGGGUGGGGCAGGCAGAUUUUGAAAAAAUCGAAAAAAACAAAAGACACCGCUUCCGGAGCUGUCAACGCAGUCAUUUGACCCAGAUAUGACCUGCAGUUAAACUAUUCAAUCGGAGGGAAUUUUAAUAUUCAACCUCCAACUUUCAGCAUGGAUGGAUGUUUUCCUUUUUACUAUGCGCCAGGGUCGUUCCUAAGCCAAAAUUUUCGUCAUUUCGACCCUACAUUGGCUGGACCGAUCUUAGAUCAAGCGGAACCCAGCGGGAUUUUGCUUAAUCCGUCCGAUAGUCCGGCAUGUGUUGUAAGUGUUAGCGAUAGCCCGACCACAGGCGACCCAAGCUCCAGCUGUGAGAUGAUCAUCUUGAACAAUAACAGUCACAAUAACAGUCACAAUAACAGUCACAAUAACAGUCACAAUAACAGUCAAUAACAGUUGUUUGAGAAUAUUUACGACCGCUCUUAGGAAUCAAACAAUACGUCAAAUUCUCAAUAAAAAAUAACUCACCUUACUUCCACAGCGCAUCACUUGUUAUCUGUUCGCUUUCUUUGAUGAAAAGAACCCAUUUUAGCGAGUUGUCCACUUCGAGGUUUUCAACGUACAUAAGAAAAGCCCUAUGUAAGUUGAAAACCUCGAAAUGGACAGCUCGCUAAAAUGGGUACUUUUCAUUAAGUGAUACGCUGUGAAAGUAAGGUGGAUUAUUUUCAUUGAGAAUUUGACGUAUUGUUGUAUUCCUUAGAGCGGUCGUAAAUAUUCUCAUACAAACUCUUAUUAUUCCGCCAUGUCUGUUAUUGUGCAAGAUGAUCUUCUCACAGCUGGCGCCUGGGCUGCCUGUGGCCCGACCAGCUCAAGGUCAGCUGAAGGUUUGGCAGAAAAAAAAGAAAGCAAUACGACAAAUGGCCGCAAGAAGAGCAAAGAGCUCAAGUAGUGAAUAUCAAACCAUGAUUCGGCUGAGCUAGGGAUGGUCCACAUGUAAGGUGCAACACGAAUUCAAGGUUUUCUUCUAAGAAAAGCGACAUUCAGGAUUUGUAUAUAUUCAUUUACCCAUCUCUGAUACAGGAUGAAAAAGGCAAAUAUUUGUUACUGUUGCAUGUCGAUAAUUUGUCGAAGUAGAAUGGCAAAAGCAAAGCAAAAUGUCUGAUUUGGAUUCAUAUUUAUUACGGCACAAUACGCGCCAGAAAUGAAAUCUGAUCGACUGUGUUUAUUUUGACCUGUUUAUGUAUUUCGGUAUUGCGACCCAAAAAUUGUGUCACAUUUUUCGGCUCUUCCGAUUACGGUUUCAAAUUUUCGAAAAUUUUCCUAAGGGGAAAUAUGCAAUAAUUCUUACUUCGAUAACACGACUAUAUCAACUGUACUGCCGGUAUAAAAUCUGUCUCCUAGGAAUGGCAUUAUCCCCCAGCAAAACUUAGCAUAGUUGCAAUAUUUGUUACUACAAGAAUGGGGUUUUACUGCGCUUUUUCACUCCAAAACUAAUAGUAAACGAUUAAUAUUAUUAAAACUGACUUGAAAUAUCAAUUAUUAAAUCUUUAUAGACAAUUAUCCACCACGUGUUCAAGAUACUCUAAAACCACGGUAUGUCGCUAGAUUAGGAGAUAUAAAACGGUUAAGAUGUGCUGUGACAGGGCUUCCACCACCGAAUAUCACAUGGAUCAAAAAAGACCAGCCUUUGCACCAGUCUGAGAGGAUAAGAAAGCUAAACAAGAACAAAACUAUUAAGAUCAAAGGAGUCCGACUUGAUGACCAAGGCAACUACACCUGUAUUGCUGAAAAUCCUCUGGGUAAAGUCAACCUGACGCUCCAGUUAAACGUGCGUCAUGAUGAAAUUCUAACAACUACUGGUUCACCAGUAGCAACUAAAAGACCCACAACUGAGCAUCAGGCUAGAGGUAGGCAAUCAUAUAAGAUCUACAGAGAAGCACCUCAUCAUGAGUUUGUUCAUAAUGGUUCAACCUUCUUGAUUUGCAGAACCAACCCUAAUACUUUGGUGGCUAUUUAUAAGUUUGACUUAAAAAUGAAAACAAAAAUAGGACUGCAGAAACGCUUUCGGCGACUUUUCGACACUUUGCACCCUAGGCCCAGAUCAUCCACCAUCGAGUACGCACAAGUAUCUAAGCCGGCAUACACUUUUUUUUGUAAGAACCUUUUCUUUUUACAAGAACGUUCAGGUUGGAAUAAACCAAAUUUUUAAAACAAACUUAGAACACACCCAGGCUGAGAGUCAGUUAAGGUCGUCUAUAUUUUGCCCCUUUCCGUCAGAAGUGUAAAUUAAUGUGGAAGAAAUGUAAAACUCUGGUCUAACGGAACAAUAACUAAAAAACUUAAGGAUAUUUUUUAAUAUUAGCAAUGUCUUUAUAUUAUUGCACGAUACACUGAAUAACUUUUCAGUUUGUAGUCUAACUUAAUCGAUUAAUUGAAAUACUAUACCACGCUCAAAUCGCAAAAAAAAUUAGAAUGUUCAGCCCCAGCCCCAAAAUUACGCCUUGUUAUAAAAAAAAAUGUAUCCUAACAAGAAUAAGUACCGUUAUUUCUCCCUGACCACAAUUUAGAGAUACGUACCUGGUCUUGAGAAACGAUCUCUUUUUUCAGAUUUCAUGACGAAUCUCAAGACUCGGGAAUCAAGUGAGUACCUGUCAUCUUGUUUAAUUACUUUAGGUAACUCAUGGAUAAUAACUCAUUAGAAGAAUGUCAAUGCACUCAGCGAAACGCAUAACCCUCUUGUGAAAAAGAGACAAUGAAUACAAACAAAGUAAAAAGGAAGGAGCGAGGAGAAGCGGAUAACAACGCGGAAAUUCCAAAACGAACAGUGUACGUGUCAUGCUUGUAGAUGGACAGAGUAGUGGGGCAGAUAACACGUUACAUGCGCGCGUUGCUGUUGCACUCUUCGCCGAGUUAAUUGUUCUUUCGGUUGAACCGAUGGCUAGUUUGUUUUGCAAUUUUUUUUUGAUUUUUGAUUCUGUGCCGUCCGAUUGUUUGUAAUCAUCCGCGUGAUCAGAAAAUCGGACUCCCAUUUAUCGUUCGUCCGAUUACGUAAAUCACUCGUUUGAUUACAGACCGAAUAGGACCCCACUCGUUUCUAUUAUAAUUUUUAUCACCAUUACUAAUCAUUCAUCCACUCGGUUCAACGGUAUGUACGAGCUUUAUUAUUUUGUUUUUGUUUCUGUUUUUGCACUUUAGCAGGAGCACCAAUAUUUAGUGAUCCAAACUUGCUGAAGAGAUCGUUCAGGGCAUGGCCUGCAUCACACUCCAUACGACUAAAAUGUCAAGCAAUUGGUGCACCACCGCUCAAAUACAAAUGGUUGAAGGAUGGAAAGGACUUAAAGAAACGACUUAAAAAUGCAAAUGUUGAUACGUCCCUUUGGUACCUGAAAUAUAUUAUGGGUGCAACUGUUAAUACUUCACUUUGGUACCUGACACUGCGAGAUCUUGUACCCGCUGAUUCUGGGAGAUACACUUGUAUAGUGUCCAAUCUAUAUGAAUCAAUAAAUCACACCUUUACGCUUCAAGUUGUUAGUAAGUCCAGUUAAACAUACCGUAGAGGAUUCAUCAAGAAGCAAACUUCAACAGUGCACAUAUUUUUUAUGAUUGUGUUGAAGUAGUUUCAACAGCUUUAUUUAAUUCAAUCCGCAAAAACUUCACAUCUUACUUUUGAAGAGUUUUCCGCCAAACUAAGUAAUGUUGUAGCAUCUUUUGAGCUCUUUGCAUAUGAAUUUUCUUCGAUCACAUUGAUCACUUCCUACGAAACAUUGACACAAUCGAAGAAAACGCGUGGCAGACAUUUUUAAACUUUAGCGUCCUUGCUAGAAUCAACUUGCGCGAGGUAAUUAUAACGAAGUACGACGCCAUCUUCAACCAAUCAGAGCGUGCGCAUGUCUAUAAUCACAGGAGCAAUUAUACUAAUCAUAAUUAAGCAACACUUUUUUCCAUGUUUACAUAGCCACCUCUAAUCACUCAAAGAGUUAGAUUUCCUAACCUUUGGGAAUUCUUCUUACCCCUCGGGUGUUUAGAGGUAGGUAAGUGAAGAAGGAAAAAAGUCGAGUUGAACACUCGAAGACAACUUCCAUAUCUACGCGCGCCAUUGUAUUAUUCUCUAAAAAUUUUUUUUCUGGCUUCUGAUUUGUACAUCAUGAAGUAAUAUUUUUAGAGCUUCAAGUAUCUUCUCUUCAAAAUUAUCUUCCCUUUUCUCAACAGCUAGACCUCGGUCAGCUCCGAUCCUACAGACAGGUCUUCCAAAGAACAGAACUGUGCAACUUGGAGAUAAUGUAACAUUUACCUGUAUUGUUCUUGUUAGUGGAACUUCCCUGGAUUUCAGAUGGCUUAAAUGGAACAAAUCCGUCAAUUCUAUUCCGAAAACUUACAAUGAAAUUUUAAAUGGAUCAUAUCGCCUUAUAGACCCAUACUAUUACAAGACCGUUCGAGUAAAAAGUAAUUAUGGUGUCGAGUUGAAUAUUGUAAAUGUGACUGAGGACGAUUUUGGACUCUACACUUGCCUUGUGAGCAAUCAUAUCGGCAACGAUUUCAGUAGUGCAUUCCUCAGCAAAAAUGUGCAACCCAAGGAUGCUGUUACGGGUUAGUAUCUGUUAAAAACUCGACGUCGCACACUUUCACGCAUACUCUCCAAAUGACUCCCUUUCUGUAAUGUAACUUCCAAGAAAUCCCCGUACCUAUGCAAAUUAAGCUUUGAGGUUUGUUUGGAAAUAGGACUACAAAUGGAAUGCUACCUCUGAAGUUUGCGUCCUUGAGCAGUUUGAAGUCUCGCAUUUUGAAAAUUAUACUUCGAAGCUUGUACUCUAAAAUAUAACGGCGAAUGCAACAAUGUGCACAUAACUUUUAAAACUUCACGUUUCAGUAAUACACUCUUGCUUUAGAGAAAUCACGUUGACAAGGAUCUCAGCGGUUGCUCUGAAAGUAUUUAAAACCCUCAAGUCCUUCAAGAAAAGUACUAGCUUUUAAAAUAAGAGAAAGCACAAAUUACAAGUUGUACAAAUGUAUGAUCAUGAAAAAAUGAAGACGACGGGAGGUGACCUUAACUACAGCUAUGAAGCUUAUUCUUUUCACCUGAGAGUAGGUCUGCGUUCAUUGUUUUACAUUUCAAACUCUCUUUGCAGUAUGGACGAAAUAAUUUCAACUAGUCAUUUCAUUGAAAGACAAAACUCUAUGUGCUAACAAAUCAGUACUUUCGUAUAAAUUGAUCGUAGUCGACCAUGAUUCCCAACAAGUGAAUAAUCUAAGCCGGCCAGAAAAACUGCAUGUCAAAUGACUUAAUUUUGUUUAAAUUGUCAAUUCUUUUUACAUUUUUGCUGAACUUAGGAAAUCUAUUUACAUCAACGGUAUCGACAGUUGGAUUGGCACCAGUGAGUUCGACUGAGAACCACCCAGGUAAGCUGUAAAUCGUCUAUAGGUACCCUAUACAUGAUCGUCCAGUGGAAGACGCUCCGCCACAACUAUCAAGGUUGGUGGCCACUUCGAAACGCAAAUGAGUACCAACAACCUAAACUGGAAGAAAACUAAGAGGGUGCGUGGGUGAGCAGGUGGUAGUGCACUGUUGCGCAUAGUUCACCAGGAGUUUUUUUUUUCUUUUGAAGCAUUUACAUGCGAAUCAAAAUACCCACGAAUUGCAAUUUAAUCAUAUCUACAUUUUUUUUCAAGGGAAUAAAUGAUCCUCGCGGGUAAGCUGCAAUUAAAUUAGGCUCCUUUGCAGCUGCUUAAAUUGUCGCUCACCUGCUAGGAUUAUUCUUCACUUGAAUUUUAUCCACAGGUCUAAAAUGAAAUUGAUUUCAUAAUUAUUGUGAUCUAAAUUUUUUCCGUUAUUUCUCGACAGAUGUUCUUGGAAAACAACACCCUCAGCCGGUUGAUCCUAACCACUCGAGAUACAUUAUUCCGGUAGCGAUGCUGUUAGGUGGAGCUGUCAUUGCUGCAACCGUGGUGGCAUGUUGUCUUUGGAAAAAACUAAAAGGAACGUUUCCACGUCAGGCUUUACAGAUGGAUGUAAUUACUUAUUCAGGAGAACCAAGAAAAUUACACAACGAGUACGUCUUCCCCCAAAUGUGAAUAGACCGUUAGAGUAAUUUCGUUUGACCUCAAAAGAACGAACCGUUCGACGUAAACAGAGCCAGCGGACUAGUGAACUGAAAUAUACCCAAAUAGAUUAACCCUUUCCAACAUCAGUAUGCAUAUUCUCCAUACUGUUCUCUAUACAUUUCCUAAGGUGCUGACAAGGAGAAUUUGUUUAACAAUCAAGAGCUCCUUUGACUGUCAUUUUCUUUAUUCUCAUAACCUGAAUGUGUGAUUCAGAGGUGAUAUUGUAAGGAGAAAUUAGAUGCUAGUUACCCUUAGGGGUUGAACGGUUAAGGUAGCGAUGGUUGAGAAAUAGCUAAGUUGCCGUAUAGUAACUGUAACGUUCAUCAUACGACUUGACAAUAAACGUG